AUGACAGUGGAAACUAUGUUUAUUUCGGCAGAGGUCAUACAUUGCUUUGGAGCACUGCUGAUUAAGGAACGCCUUGGACGUUUGGCUGGUCGUUGGAUUGAGCUCGACGGAGGGAUCUGGGAGCUCAUGGAUGGUGGUGUUGGUUGUAGUCUUUGUUGUGGAGGCCAUGGUAUUGAUGUUCGCGGUGGUGAUAUUGAUAAUUGUAGUGGUGGUAUUGUUUGUGGUGUUGGUGGUGUUAGCGAUGGCAGCGGUAGUGGUGGCGAUGGUGACGGUGGUCAUGGUCGUCGUCGCGCUGAUCCUGACCAUGGUGGUGCCGUUAGUUGUAAUGUUGGUUUUAUUGCCGGUGAUGAUGACUAA
This is a messenger RNA of Echinostoma caproni, 357 nucleotides long. The record is from the annotation of a GenBank genome assembly. NCBI's taxonomy places the organism in Eukaryota, Metazoa, Platyhelminthes, Trematoda, Plagiorchiida, Echinostomatidae.